This is a messenger RNA of Lasiodiplodia theobromae, 1164 nucleotides long. RefSeq lists its product as uncharacterized. Gene Ontology annotation, biological process: regulation of alternative mRNA splicing, via spliceosome. The transcript has a single exon. The record is from RefSeq and is a predicted model, not a curated record. Lineage: Eukaryota; Fungi; Ascomycota; Dothideomycetes; Botryosphaeriales; Botryosphaeriaceae. The coding region runs from base 1 to 1164 and encodes 387 amino acids.
AUGGCAAGCCUCAAGUACGGCCUCAACAUCAAAAAGCCCUCGCAGGCACCUGCGAAGGGGAAGCCAAAGAAACCGCUCUUUGGCGAUGACGAGUCCGACAACGAAGACGCCAAACCCGCUGACAACGUCGAAGAGAUUGGCGUGUUUGACCUCGACAACCCAGCCUCAUCUUCCAGGCCAUCUAAGAAAGAUGCCGGCUCCUCAAAGCCUGCGAAGAAGCCGCAGAUCACGCCCUAUGGUGAUCUCUCCGCGCUGAAAGAGUCACGGAAGAAAGCAGAGGAGGCGGAGACGCUGGACUCCAGCAUUUACGACUACGAUGCUGCCUACGAUGCGCUCCAUGCCAAGGAUGCCGAACGCAAGAAGAAGGAUCGUGAGGAGGCGGCUCUGAGAAAGCCAAAGUACAUGGAAGGCCUGCUCGCUUCUGCUGAGCUGCGCAAGCGCGACCAGCUCCGAGCCAAGGAGAAGCUGUUGCAGCGCGAGCGCGAAGCCGAGGGCGAUGCCUUUGCCGAUAAGGAAAAGUUCGUCACGGAUGCAUACAAGAAGCAGCAGGAGGAGAUGUUGCGCUUGGAAGAAGAGGAGAGGAAGCGGGAGGAGGAAGAGCGUAAGAAGCGCGGCCCUGGUAUGUCUGGCUUCUACCGCAGCAUGAUGAACGACGAGGAGAAGAGACACCAGGAAGCCAUGGCGGCAGCUGAGAAGGCCCAAUCUGGCCAAGUGGAAGCCCCGGCCGAGAAUGAGGAUGAGAAGCAGAAGACCGACGUCGAACUUGCCAAGGAGAUGCAGGAAAAGGGUGUCGAUGUCAUCAUCAACGAUGAAGGCCAGGUUGCGGACAAGCGGCAGCUUCUCACUGCCGGUCUUAACAUUGCGCCGAAGCCCAAGCAGCCGGCUGCAGCACCUGCUUCGGCUUCUCGCCCGGCUCAGUCCCAGCAACAGGCUUACCAAGGCCGCGGGUCGGGCAAGCAAGCCAUGAGAGAACGCCAGACGCGGAUGAUUGAAUCUCAACUCGAGCAAGCUGCGAAGCGUGCAGCCGACCAAGAGGCCGAGGAAAGGGCAAAGCUGGAGCACGCAUCUAAGAGUCGAAAGACUGCAGGCGACAUCAGCAGCGCGAAGGAAAGAUACCUCCAGCGUAAGAGGGAGGCUGCCGCUGCGGCUGGUAAGAAGGAGUGA